AUGUCACCGCCGCCGGAUGCUCUGGAGAUUCGGGGGACUACUGAAAUGGAACCUUCCGAUACCCCAUUAGAAUUCACCGCCGGCGACCCCCCACCACUCAGACGUCCUACACCUGACACUGGCCCUGAUUUUCCAAAGCCACCAUUGGGACCUCCUCCAACUGGUCCUGAAGUAGUUCCUGUCCCACCAUCAUCACCACCGAGUCGGGAGCCGCCACCUGAAGUGGAUCCUCCUUCAAUGCCUCCGGAUUAUCUGCCGCCAGAACUUCCAACACCAGGAAUCCCUCCGUCACCAUCUGUACUGCCAGAACUUCCAAGCCGGGAAUCCCACUGCCACCAUCUGUACCGCCAGAAAUUUUAA
This is a messenger RNA of Hibiscus syriacus, 360 nucleotides long. RefSeq names its product extensin-like. Lineage: Eukaryota; Viridiplantae; Streptophyta; Magnoliopsida; Malvales; Malvaceae. The transcript has a single exon. The record is from RefSeq and is a predicted model, not a curated record. Bases 1 to 360 code for a protein of 119 amino acids.